Schistocerca americana (American grasshopper) is the source of this 1378-nucleotide messenger RNA. Its product is annotated as hydrocephalus-inducing protein homolog. The transcript is spliced from 4 exons. The record is from RefSeq and is a predicted model, not a curated record. Gene Ontology annotation, cellular component: axoneme. Bases 1 to 861 code for a protein of 286 amino acids. Lineage: Eukaryota; Metazoa; Arthropoda; Insecta; Orthoptera; Acrididae. Gene Ontology annotation, biological process: axonemal central apparatus assembly; cilium movement.
AUGCGUGAUUAUGGGUGUGUCUUUGUUAUUGAUCACUGUGGCCUCCACCACUCAGAAUUAACUUUGAGACAAAUACAUAUGUUUACUGCUAAAACAGUUUCCAAACAUUACACUUUAUUAAUUAGUUUUGCAGUAUAUAAAGGUCAGUUCAUUGCUUCUACAUAUCUUAGUUCAGUAAAAUUUGAUAUUUUGAAUCCUACAGAAAAAAAUUUUCAUUAUUUUUGGCACCGUUUGAGUGAAUCUGUGUCUGAAAAAGAAUUUCCCUUCCACUGUGACACAGUAAGUGGCUGGUUAGCAAGUGGGCAUAAGACAACAGCAUCCUUCAGCUUUUUAUCAGAGGAAGUUGGUAUCUUUGAGUCAUUCUGGUAUUUCUGUGUGCCUGAGCUAGAAACUGAAAUACCAUUUCUGUUGGUGGGAACAGUUACGGAACCAUGUGUUCAUUUUGCAAACACAAACUUACAAUUUGACUCAACAUUCACAAGUGUAAAGACUUCAGUCACUACUCACCUUGUCAACUGUGAAACAGUUCCUAUCAUGUUUAAGUUUGACAGUUACUCAUUGUAUUGUGACCAGAACCUGGAGCAUGUAAUUGUGAAACCAAUGUGUGGCCAAAUUCUGCCUGACAGUGAUUUACUCAUCAGCAUAGAAUACAUUCCAACAAUAGCUGGGACAAUGAACUUCAGAUUAGUUUGCACUGUGUCCUUUUUGAAAAAUCCCCUGUAUCUCACUGUAUCUGGCACAGUUUAUAAUAUAUAUCCAAUAAUAACAUGCAGAAGUUCAUCCCAGACAUCUACAGUACUUAGCAUGAAUGAUGUUAAUGUAAUAGACAUUGAGGAAGUAAGUAUAACUUAUGUAAAGUAAACAAAUGUUUUUUAUAUACUUCUGUUAUUACUUUAUGAAUACUGGGAGAGUUCUGUAGAUCAACUACAGAUUUGAUUACUUCAUGAGCUUACAUACAUCUGUGGUAUCUUCAUCACACUUUGGAGCAACCAAGAUGGCAGUGUGGAGGACUUUGGCAAGUGACACUCUCAAAGUUAACAGAAGCUGAACUCACAGAUCCAAGGAAAACAUAAUUCAGGUGUCAAUGUAAUUACACCAGACAGAUAGUACAAAUUAUAAAGAAAUUUUAAAAGGAUCUGAGAUGUAGUUAUGUGGUUAUGCAUACACCAGACUUAAAAAUAUUCUAUGCCAAAACAUAUCUCAGAUAAUAACUACAUAUUACAUUUAAUAAUGUGUUUCCCACAACAAGGACAAGAGGUUUCUGGUAUAGCAUUAUGGAAUAAGUAGUUCCUUAUGUUUAACAAUACUGAACAAAGAGUUAAAAAUAUUUUAUAUUCAGUACUUAUAUCUGCAAAUCAUUUCCAGCCAUUGUUGUAAA